Messenger RNA from Nematolebias whitei (Rio pearlfish), 942 nucleotides. RefSeq names its product U2 small nuclear RNA auxiliary factor 1 (gene u2af1). The coding region runs from base 69 to 752 and encodes 227 amino acids. Gene Ontology annotation, biological process: mRNA splicing, via spliceosome. Gene Ontology annotation, molecular function: metal ion binding; pre-mRNA 3'-splice site binding. Gene Ontology annotation, cellular component: spliceosomal complex; U2AF complex. The record is from RefSeq and is a predicted model, not a curated record. The transcript is spliced from 8 exons. Lineage: Eukaryota; Metazoa; Chordata; Actinopteri; Cyprinodontiformes; Rivulidae.
AUUCUGAAAAAUCGUAGAGCCGGAAGUGUUCGAGCUGAUGCUGCCUGUUUGAACACAGGCGAGCCAAAAUGGCAGAAUACCUCGCAUCUAUUUUCGGGACAGAGAAAGAUAAAGUCAAUUGCUCUUUUUAUUUUAAAAUUGGUGCCUGUCGACAUGGUGACCGCUGCUCCAGAUUACACAACAAGCCAACAUUUAGCCAGACGAUUGCCCUGCUGAACAUUUACCGGAACCCUCAGAACAACACUCAGUCUCUGGACGGUCUGACCUGUACCGUCAGUGACAUGGAGAUGCAGGAGCACUACGAUGAAUUUUUUGAGGAAGUCUUCACAGAGAUGGAAGAAAAGUACGGAGAGGUGGAGGAAAUGAACGUCUGUGACAACCUCGGGGACCACCUGGUGGGAAAUGUUUACGUGAAGUUUCGUAAUGAAGAAGAUGCCGAGAAGGCUGUGAUAGAUUUGAAUAAUCGCUGGUUUAAUGGACAACCCAUCCACGCUGAGCUGUCUCCUGUUACAGACUUCAGAGAGGCCUGCUGUCGCCAGUAUGAGAUGGGGGAAUGCACCCGUGGAGGCUUCUGUAACUUCAUGCAUCUGAAACCCAUUUCACGUGAACUGAGGAGAGAGCUGUACGGGCGUCGCAGGAAGGGCCGCCACAGGUCUCGGUCCCGAUCAAGAGACAGAGACAGAGGCCGAGGGGGCGGCCGCGACCACGACAGGCGUCGUCCCAGAGACAGAGAGCGUUCGGGACGAUUCUGAGCUUCAAACCAGGACUUCUGCUCCCCCCUUUGUCCCUGUAUCCAUCACUGUCUUUUUUAAGUUUCUACACAAGCAGAUUUGUUGUAGGAUUAACAGAGAGGUGGUCAGUAUGAAGCUUUGGCAGUGUUGUUUUAAACUGAUUUCUGAAAAUAACUUUCAACUCAAUAAAGUAAAUGUUUUCUUAACAAAA